AUGGAUCAAACUCGAGUUUUCCGGUUUCUAGGCCAAGUAGAAACCUGUAGAGUUGUUCUUCUUAUGGUCCUGGUCUUCACCGUUGUUUUAGGCCUUCAGUAUUUCGAGCUCACUCCAUUUUCUAUUGUUUCACCUAAUAACGGCACCGUUACUAAGGCCAGAGAACCCAACGAUGUCAACAAAAGUGCUGAAAACGAAACGUUUCUUGCAUCUCCAGAGGCAUCCUCUGGGUUUAGACCGCGUAAUGACACUGCGGAGGAUUUGAAGAGUUUUGAGCACAAGUUUGUGAAUGACUCUCCCAAAGCUUCUGGACAAAGCAGAGGCAAUGCAACCGCAAGUUCUCUGCCUUCUCUUCCACCCAAGAUUCCUCAAAGCAACAAGAAACAUCAUGAGAGGAGCACAAAAAAGCCACCUUUAGUUGUCAUAUCAAUAACCCAGAUGAACAACAUGAUAUUGAAGCGGCAUAGUGAUCCACAUAAUUCACUUGCACCUCGUUGGGGAUCAAAAGUGGACAAAGAGCUUGAAACUGCAAGAAACCAGAUCAAGAACGCAGCUUUUGUCAAGAAGGAUGAUACCCUUUACGCGCCUCUCUACCACAACCUAUCCAUCUUCAAAAGGAGCUACGAGCUAAUGGAACAGAAUCUGAAAGUGUACGUUUACUCAGAAGGGGACAGACCAAUCUUUCAUCAGCCUGAGGCGAUAAUGGAAGGAGUUUACGCGUCAGAAGGAUGGUUUAUGAAACUAAUGGAGAGUAGCCAUAGAUUCUUGACAAAAGAUCCCACCAAAGCUCAUCUAUUCUACUUGGCUUUCAGUUCAAGGAUUCUCCAACAGAAACUCUAUGUUCGUGAGUCUCACCGUCGUAGAAAUCUUGUUAAAUAUCUCAGAGAUUACAUCGAUCUCAUCGUUUCCAACUACCCUUUCUGGAAUAGAACCCGUGGCUCCGAUCAUUUCUUCACCGCUUGCCAUGAUUGGGCUCCGGCUGAGACUAGAGGACCAUACAUGAACUGCAUAAGAUCACUCUGUAAUGCUGAUGUCGGAGUAGACUUCGUGGUCGGAAAAGACGUCUCUUUGCCGGAAACAAAAAUCUCUUCGGCGCAAAGCCCAAACGGAAAAAUUGGAGGUAACCGCCCUUCCAAGCGAACUAUCCUCGCUUUCUUCGCCGGUAACUUGCACGGUUAUGUCAGACCCAUCUUGCUUAACCAAUGGUCGUCGAGACCAGAACCGGAUAUGAAGAUCUUUAACCGGAUCGAUCACAAAUCGUACAUUCGGUUCAUGAAACGCAGCAGAUUCUGCGUUUGCGCUAAAGGGUACGAGGUGAAUAGUCCCAGGGUGGUGGAGGCGGUUCUGUACGGUUGCGUUCCGGUGAUUAUCUCUGAUAACUUUGUUCCGCCGUUUCUUGAGGUUUUGGAUUGGCAAUCUUUUGCAGUUUUUGUCCCAGAGAAGGAGAUUCCGAAUCUGAGGAAGAUUCUGAUCUCGAUUCCGGUUAGGAGAUACGUUGAGAUGCAGAGGAGGGUGUUAAAGGUUCAAAAACAUUUCAUGUGGCAUGAUGAUGAACCGGUUCGGUACGAUAUGUUCCAUAUGAUUCUCCAUUCGGUUUGGUAUAAUCGGGUCUUUCAAACGUUUUAA
Thlaspi arvense is the source of this 1626-nucleotide messenger RNA. The record is from the annotation of a GenBank genome assembly. Lineage: Eukaryota; Viridiplantae; Streptophyta; Magnoliopsida; Brassicales; Brassicaceae.